This is a messenger RNA of Uloborus diversus, 1974 nucleotides long. Its product is annotated as putative inorganic phosphate cotransporter. The transcript has 10 exons. The coding region runs from base 8 to 1366 and encodes 452 amino acids. Gene Ontology annotation, molecular function: transmembrane transporter activity. NCBI's taxonomy places the organism in Eukaryota, Metazoa, Arthropoda, Arachnida, Araneae, Uloboridae. Gene Ontology annotation, biological process: monoatomic anion transport; transmembrane transport. The record is from RefSeq and is a predicted model, not a curated record.
GGUUGCCAUGGUGAGAAAGACAUUCCAUCCUGACCUUCCAUCAGAAGGAGGGCUAGAAAUCGCCUGCCCCAACCUUCUCGAGUCACGACAAAGUGUAAACUAUUCCAGUGUAAUACUAUCGUCUACUUCAACUUAUGGUGAAUUCAACUGGGAUUCUGACACUCAAGGACUGAUCUUGGGCUCCUUUUUCUACGGUAACAUAAUUACACAAAUACCUGGAGGAAUGGCUGCUGAGAAAUGGGGAGCAAAGUGGUUGUUCGGAAUAGGGGUUCUCGUCACUGCCAUCUUCACUCUGCUCACUCCUUUGGCAGCUCGAUGGAAUGUCUACGCUCUUAUAGCCGCAAGAAUCAUGGAGGGGCUUGGAGAGGGGGUCACAUAUCCAGCCAUGAAUGCCUUCCUAGGUCGCUGGGCUCCCAAAUACGAGCGAAGUCUUCUUUCUAGCUUAUUGCCCCUUUCUCUCUCUGGUUACCUUAGCUCUUCGAGUUUCUUAGGUGGUUGGCCUUCUGUCUUUUAUGUGUUUGGCGCCCUUGGAUGCGUGUGGUUUGUUUUCUGGAUCAUCUUUGCAUACGAAAGCCCUGAUCAACAUCCUCACAUAUCAAAGGCAGAGUUGAACUACAUUCGAUGUGGACAGGACAGACAGGAAGGUGUGGUGAUUCCUUGGAGAUCCAUCUUACUAUCUGGACCUGUAUGGGCUCUGGCCAUCACCCACUUUGGAAACAGCUGGGGCUUUUACACCCUCCUCACGGAGCUCCCUACAUACCUCUCAAACAUCUUGCAUUUUCAUCUGAAAAAGAAUGGAGUUCUUUCUGCUCUUCCUUAUUUGACGAAAGCAGUUUUCGCAGUCCUCGCUAGCAUAGUAGCUGACAAAUUGAGAGCCAAGUCCAAUCUACGCAUCACCACCAUCCGAAGAAUCAUCAAUUCCAUUGCACUCUAUGGUCCCGGUGUAGGUAUACUGGCUGUAGCAUUUGUGGGUUGCAACCCGGUAGUCAUUGUGGUUCUGCUUACCCUCUCUGUGGGUUUCAACGGGUUCAUAUACUCAGGGUUCAACGUCACCCACGUUGACAUGAGUCCAGAAUUUGCAGGAACUUUAAUGGGAAUUACGAACUGCUUGGCGAACAUGUCUGGCUUCUUGGCGCCUGCUUUUGUGGGAUGGGCUGUCAGAGAUGGACAGACACUGAAAAACUGGGGCAUCGUUUUUGUGACCACAUCUGCCAUAUACUUUUUCACUGGAAGCAUCUUCAACCUCUUUGGAUCAGCUGAACUACAGCCGUGGGGAGCUCCGACCAAAGACCUCGGAUCUGGAAUAGUUGUCCGAAAACCCGAAAAGAAAGAGACUGGAAAAACAAAACGGAGAUCAUACCCAUAGAACAUCUUGGCUGCAUUUUCAUUUCCCGUGAAAUUUUCUAGUCGCAUUGUCUAGUCUAGUCCAGUCUGGUAGAUGGAUACUGAAGUUCGCUGCUCGUAGGAAUGGAUAAUGAGCAUGUCGAAUGUUUUUAUAAAGAAGAAUGGUAGUAACUGAAAUUUUUCAGACUGUAGCAGCUGUUUCAUUUAACCGUAGCAGAACCUCGUUUAUCCAGCCUUUAUUUAUCCGGAUCUAAAGAUUAUCAGAUAAAAUUUAUAGCUUUUAAAAAAGAACUGUGAUCACAUAGAUAAUCUUAAAUUAUAAUAGCAAGUAUGUAACUAUAUGUACGAUGAACAUUCGCUUUUUAUUUUGAUUAAAAAUGCAGCUCAUGCAGAUGUUGUGCAAUAAAUUCAAUAAAAUGUAACAAACACUUUAUGUAACAAACACACACACAGCUGCAGCUGAACUAUAAAGACAAAACGUUAGACUGAUCGUGAUUUCUUCGAAGCAAACGAUUGUUUAAACCAGAAGACAGUGGACCAGUUCUUUGUUAAGAAAUUUAGUAAAAAAUUGUUUUGAUAUUUUUUAAUGUCUUUUAAAUGAUUAUGUGUUAUUUUGCUACGAAAUAUGGU